Camellia sinensis is the source of this 1009-nucleotide messenger RNA. Its product is annotated as protein PIR. Gene Ontology annotation, biological process: regulation of actin filament polymerization. The record is from RefSeq and is a predicted model, not a curated record. Gene Ontology annotation, molecular function: small GTPase binding. Lineage: Eukaryota; Viridiplantae; Streptophyta; Magnoliopsida; Ericales; Theaceae.
AAGAUUGGUAGCUGUUAGUGUACAUUUCACGCACACCUCACCAAAUCUCACACAAAUCAGUCCUCUCGCCGUAGCCUACCGUACGGCGCCAUGCGACGGCCACCGCCACCGCCACCGGCGCAACUCACCACCGUCGCAGCUGCACAUCACAGUUUUCCUGUUGAAUGCUCUCUUCCCUGGAUGCUGGUGAAUCAUAUGAUUGAGUCCCAAAAUGCAGGUCUUCUGGAGAGUGUUUUAAUGCCAUUUGGCAUCUAUAAUGAUUCUGCUCUGCAAGCAUUAGUUAUUCUCAGGCAACGCUUUCUCUAUGAUGAAAUUGAAGCUGAGAUAACUACCCUUGAACCAAUGAUUACAGGACUGCAAGAUGCAUUGCCAAAAUCAAUUGGACAGGCCACUUUCGAUGGAGGAGUAACGGGUUGUUUGAGGCUUGUCAAAGAACAUCUUAACUGGGGUUCAAAAUCAGAACUCAAAGCAGAGGUUCUUCGUGGAAUAAAGGAGAUUGGAAGUGUAUUAUAUUGGAUGGGGCUUCUUGAUGUUGUUCUGAGAGAAGUAGAUAUCACGCAUUUCAUGCAAACAGCCCCAUGGUUAGGCUUGAUUCCUGGUGCAGAUGGGCAAAUAUUGCAGUCCCAAGAUGGGGGAGAUAGCCCUAUCGUCACUCUCUUCAAAUCAGCAACUUCUGCAGCUGUGUCAAACCCAGGAUUCUCAAAUCCAACAGCAUUCUACGCCAUAUCAAAACAGGCAGAAGCUGCUGUUAACUAUUACUGAUACAGAAAACUUUUGGCAGCGAACAAAUAAUUACUGGCAUGGUAGAUAAAUCACAUUUUGACGCCGUACAAACACAUGAUUUUUUGUCAUGAUACAUAGAUGUAUUUUUGGCUUGGUACAUACAUCACCUUUUGUCGUGGUACAGAUUACGAUGGUAAUUUGUACCAUGCCAAAUGGUUAUUUCACAUGGUAUAGUAAAUGUAAUUUUUGUAUAUGGAGGGCUUUACUUUUUGUAUGAUUCUAUAUG